Molecule: messenger RNA, 1614 nt
Organism: Leucoraja erinaceus (little skate)
Lineage: Eukaryota; Metazoa; Chordata; Chondrichthyes; Rajiformes; Rajidae
Exons: 6
Coding region: 184-1044 (286 amino acids)
Biological process (GO): regulation of apoptotic process
Source: RefSeq, a predicted model, not a curated record
AACACCCGACACUUGAGCUCGCCAGUAAUCACUGGUGUCGACCUGGAGUUUGGAAGAACAAAGUUUUGUGCGUUAAAGUCUCCUCGGCCGGGCCUGCGAACAUUUGGGACUGAGCGGGGCAGAGGUCGGGAUGUCAGAUUCCGGGAUGGUCUAAACGCAAGCGGUCAUCACAAUCUUCAGACCAUGUCUAGACCGUUCGGCAGCCGGAAAAAGCGAGUGACAUUCGGAGGGCUGCAAACCUACAGGGCAAAGGCUGGUGAAAGCCCGCAUCACCAUGGCACUGUAAUCCGGACCCACUUCGCGUCCCUGGUCAAAGAGAUAAAGUUAUCUUCCCCCUUUUACCGGGCUCUGAAGGAGAAGGGAGUCUUAACCACCGAGCAAGUGGGGCAGAUUGAGCUAGAGAGCCUGCCGGAACUGAAGGUGGCCAAACUUCUUGAGAUUGUUAAAAAUGCUGAGAGCCACGUGUUCGAGUCGUUUUGCAGCGUUCUGGGGGAGCUGGGAUAUUGGUACCUCGCCCAGACUCUUCGAACGGCCACUGAAGACAAGGACUGGGCAUAUGCAGGUGGCUCCAAGCCAACACAGCUGCCAAUGGGAGAUUGGAGUUCUGUGAGGCGCAGCCGUUCAAUCCCUGACCCAGGACGCAUUUCUAUAAAUGGUAAAUCAACCAUGAAAGAAAUCUUUCUCUUUUCCAAAGAAGCCAAUAAAAAUCUGAAAGAAGACAACCUGGAGUUGGGACAAAAGGUGGAAAUCAUGAGGGAAGAAUAUUUACAAAGGUUACAAGUACUUGAAGAAGAAUUAGCUUCUGUGACUCACGAAAGAGACAAGAAUGCGAGGGAACGUGAUAUCACAAUGUUAGAAAUUCAAGAGCUACAAAAUCUCAACCAUGAGCUUCAGGAGCUGAUAAUAAAGCUGGAAAAUUCUCAUUUUAAUGCAAUACGGAAAUAUCCUGGAAUCAGUGUCGACUUUGUUCCUGUACAGCCAAUGACUGAUGGGCAAAUAAGGCUGCUGCUUACCUUCAAUCAACAAAGGCAAACAAGUGAUUAAGUUGCAUGCAAACAGGCCCUUCGGUCCACUGAGUCUGCACCGACCAGCAAUCCCCAUACACUAGUUCGAUACGACGCUCUAGGGACAAUUUACAGAAGCCAAUUAACCUACAAACCUGCAUGUCUUUGGAAUGCAAGAGGAAACCAGUCACAGGGAGAGUGUACAAACAGCACCCAUAGUCAGAAUUGAACCCAGGUCUUUGGUGCUGUAAGGCAGCAACUCUAACGCUGCGCCACUGUGCCGCCCCCAAUGAUAUCCAUUGAGGAGCUUUGUUUGUGAUAUUGUACUUGCAGAUUGGUAUUUUAUUUGAAAGAAAAUCAACUCACUAAAAGGAUAAGCAAAACAAGAUGCUGGUGGAACAAGCAGCAUCUGUGGAGGGAAAUGAACCAACAAGGUUUUGGGUUGGGACCCUUCUUCGAACUGAUUAGAUUGAAUUUAUUGCGAAUUAUCGCGGAGAAUUAAUUGAGUAUUAUUGAAAAAUAAAUUAAGGUGAAGCGAGAAAUACGUUUCUGUUUAAUUAUGUAAAUCGUUAACAUUAAUAACUCUUUCAUUCAAUACACAGCCUGAGUU